Molecule: messenger RNA, 702 nt
Organism: Microdochium trichocladiopsis
Lineage: Eukaryota; Fungi; Ascomycota; Sordariomycetes; Xylariales; Microdochiaceae
Product: RWD repeat domain-containing protein
Exons: 2
Coding region: 1-702 (233 amino acids)
Biological process (GO): cytoplasmic translation
Molecular function (GO): protein binding
Source: RefSeq, a predicted model, not a curated record
AUGGGCAAAGAGGAGCAAGUCGAGGAGAGGGAAGUCCUCGACUCCAUCUUCCCGGACGAAAUCACAGAUGUCUCCGAAACAGAGUACCGAAUCUCGAUAGUCCUCGAUCUCCCCGAUAAUCUGCUCGACCCGCCCGUCGAACCGCCGACAAUGCUCCUGCACGUCCGGUACCCGGACGACUACCCGGACGUGGCACCGCACCUGGACCUCUCGCCGCCACAGAACAACACGUCCCCGCACCCGUUCUUCUCCGUGGCCGGGGACAAGGAGCAGCUCCUCGAGGGCCUGCAGGCGACGGUGGACGAGAACCUGGGGAUGGCCAUGGUGUUUACGCUCGUGUCCGCAGUCAAGGAGGCCGCCGAGCAGCUCGUGCUGGACCGCAAGGAGGCCGCGGUGCGGGUGCAGGAGGAGAAGGCCGCCGAGGCGGAGCGCGAGGAGAACAAGAAAUUCCAGGGCACCCCCGUGAACCCGGAGACGUUUAUGAAGUGGCGCGAGGACUUCCUCCGCGAGAUGGAGGAGGUCCGGAUACGCGAGGAGGACGAGCGGCUCGCGGAGCUCAAGAAGGCCCGCGUCAAGGAGCCCGUCAAGCUCACGGGCAAGCAGAUCUGGGAACGCGGUCUGGCGGGCAAGGGCGACGAGGGCGACGAGGACGACGUGCCAGGGCUCGAGGAGGGUGUGGACAAGCUCAAAGUGGCGGCGUGA